UUUCAGAGGACUGUUUUAAAGGGUGCACUAAUAGACUACACAUGAUGCUGUAGAGAAGGUUCAACCGGAGAAAUGACCGCUAAGAUUACCCGCAGUGUUGAACAGUGUGGAUCAGUACAUUUAUGAUCAGUUGGGUGUAUGUAGCAGUGUGAUUAGGAGCAGGUUGUAGACGAUCAUGGCUCGAGUUGUGAAAACGCUGCGCACUCUUCGAAACCACUGGAAGAAGUCCACGUUUGCAGGGUGCGUCUUGUCUUACGGCGGGCACUGGCUAUACGGAAAACACUGUGACAAUGUGCUACGAAGAGAAGCCUGCCUGGAGGCCAGGGAGUUCGGCCGCCAGCUGAUUUCACCGCAGGAGCAGCUGAAGAAAGCCACGGUCAUCCUCAAUCCGGCUGCCUGCAGUGGGAAAGCCAACAGUCUGUUCGAGAAGAAUGCAGCCCCCCUGCUACACCUGGCUGGCAUGGACGUGAAAGUUGUGAAGACGGACUACGAGGGUCAGGCUAAGAAGCUGAUGGAGCUGAUGGAGCAGACUGAUAUGCUGAUUGUUGCCGGGGGCGAUGGAACUCUGCAAGAGGUGGUCACAGGAUUGCUGCGUAGAACUGAUCAGGAUUCGUACAGUAGCACUCCCAUUGGCUUCAUCCCUCUGGGUUCCCAGAAUUCCUUGAGCCAGAGUCUGCAUUUCCAGACUGAAAAUAAAGUUAAACACAUCACCGCGGCGACGCUGGCAAUCCUUCAGGGGAAAACGGUGCCGCUGGAUGUGCUGCAGGUCAAGGGGGAGAAGGAGCAGCCGGUGUUUGCCCUGAUAGGACUGCGCUGGGGGGCUUUCAGAGAUGUGGCCUCCUCCAUCAGCAAAUAUUGGUAUCUGGGUCCUUUGAAGACUAUGGCAGCGCACUGGUUCAGCACAUUAAAGAGCUGGCCGCAGACCCACCAGGCGUCUCUGUCCUACCUGGCGCCCACGCCCCGCCCCCCAGAGGAGUCCACGACGAAGCCCCCGCGCCCCUCCCUCAUCUACCGCAUCAUCCGCCGACUGAAGAACUACUGGAACCCCCCUGUAGAGGAGCCCCCUAAGGAAGACGAGCCAGAACACUGGGAGGAGCUACAGAUCUCCACAGUGGAGCUGUCAAUCAAGACCAACAACAGAAACCCAGUCAUGAAUCGCACAGAUGACUCCAUGCAAGUGUGUGUGGAGCCAGAGACCAUGACUGUGGGGGAGUUCAUCACAAUUGGUGGAGAGAAAGCCCGGGAUCCAAUGCUGUGCAGCAAGAGCGGGCGUAACCUGGAGGCCAGCGCCUGUAUGCUCACCCUGCCCCAGGAGGGCGCCGGUUUCUACAACAUCGACAGCGAGGAGUACGAGGCCAUGCCCGUGGAGGUGAGGCUGUUGCCGCGGAAACUGCGGUUCUUCUGCAGCGAGGAACGCAGGCAGCAGCUGCUCUCGGAGGUGCACUGAGGGACCGACGGGCUGGAGAGAAAAGAAGAGAAGGAUGGAGAGAUAGAGGGAUAGCAGAGACAAAUGUUGGCACGAUGGGACACUGUGAUCAUGGGCAGGACUCACUGCUGUGUGCAAGGACCACAAGACCCAACCUCGCUCUGCUCUGUGUCCCCAUUCAUUGGAGACUCAACUCAGAAACUCUAAUAAAGGAUUAAAUGUCAGUGCUGCAGUGGCAGCCAAGCUCUGUUCUCUCCACAGCUACACGUUGCUUCUCUGCACUGUCCGCGGCUGUCAGCGUAAAAGGUUGGAAUUGUAUGCUGGGUCUGAAGUAACUGAGAAGGUUUUGUCAUGUUUAAAAAAAAGAAAUUGUGUUAACCAGAUAUUAAAAUGCAUUAGUUCUUUGUGGGGUCUUUGUAAUUAAUAUGAGAGAAAAAAUUGCUCUGCGGGUAUAAUUUGUACCCAAAAUAAUCAGCGUUUUGAGAAGUAUUCUAGAGCACAAACUUGAAAACCAAACAAUAGCUUAACAUAUAACAUAAUAUUACAUAACAUACCUAUGGACUAGAUCAGCGGUGUCCGAUAUUAUCAGAAAAGGGCCGGUUGGGUGCAGGUUUUUGUUUUAACCCAGCCCUACGACACCCGAUUGAACUAAUUAACUGAUGAUGGUCUUCAAUCAAGACUAAGUAGAAUCAAGUGACUUAGUGCUGGGCUAAAACAAAAGCCUGUGCCCACACAGGCCCUUUCUGGAUAAGAUCGGACACCCCUGGACUAGACGGUAUAAGUCGUUUCUGCUGGCAUUUAACAUGCAAGACAUCACUGUUUAUUUCAGUCAGCAUUGCGGAAUUAACCCAGGAAACUGGUUUAAGGACCAGAUAAGUGGUACUUUAGUUUUCUGUUUAUGAU
Molecule: messenger RNA, 2329 nt
Organism: Anguilla anguilla (European eel)
Lineage: Eukaryota; Metazoa; Chordata; Actinopteri; Anguilliformes; Anguillidae
Gene: agk
Product: acylglycerol kinase
Exons: 15
Coding region: 176-1447 (423 amino acids)
Biological process (GO): protein insertion into mitochondrial inner membrane; ceramide biosynthetic process
Cellular component (GO): mitochondrion; TIM22 mitochondrial import inner membrane insertion complex
Molecular function (GO): ATP-dependent diacylglycerol kinase activity; ceramide kinase activity; acylglycerol kinase activity
Source: RefSeq, a predicted model, not a curated record